CUGUAUUGCUAUAUAUAGAAGACAGACUCAGAGCAGAAUCAAGAUGGAAGACAAUAAAAUGGAAAUUGAAUUGAAUGCAGAUAAAAAAUCUUAUGCUGGAAUACCAGAAGCUGAUUUUGUAGAUGAUGUUGAAGCCUUUAUGGCAAAACCAGAAAACGAAUCUGUAGAUAAAGUACUCAGGAAAUUUGAUGAGAGCCAUGGAAAGUAUAAAUUUAUGGAAUACAAUUUGGUUAAUAAGAGAAGACGAUUAAAAACACAGAUACCAGAUUUAGAAAGAUCUUUAGAAAUGAUCGAGAAAUUGCAAAUUGAAAAAAACAACAGCCAUGAUUUAGAAACACAAUUUUUAUUGUCGGAACAAGUAUAUGCGAAAGCUAUAAUACCACCUACAGAUAAAGUAUGUUUAUGGCUGGGUGCUAAUGUGAUGCUAGAAUAUACUUUAGAUGAUGCACAAGAAGUGCUGACCAAAAAUAUCGAAGCAGCUAAGAAAAAUUUAGGCUAUGUAGAACAUGAUCUAGACUUUGUACGAGAUCAGUUUACUACAAUGGAGGUGAAUAUGGCACGUAUUUAUAAUUGGGAAGUAAAGCGCAGACAAGCAGCAAAACCUACAUGAGAUUAUCAAUCGUACUGUAUAAAAUUCGCCUAAAAACUCAAGAGGAUAUUUAUAUUAAGAAUAAAGUUUGAGUACACAGCAUUGAAGAUUCUGGAAUUAAAACUUGGAAUAUUAUUCAUUUAUAAAUUGUCAAAUUGAUAUAUAGUUAUACAUACUAUAUACAUUACUAAAAAUAUAUUCAGAUUCCAAAAUAAAUGAUCUGCAAUUUUGAAUACUAA
This is a messenger RNA of Nylanderia fulva, 828 nucleotides long. It is a transcript of the gene mgr, whose product is annotated as prefoldin subunit mgr. Gene Ontology annotation, molecular function: tubulin binding. NCBI's taxonomy places the organism in Eukaryota, Metazoa, Arthropoda, Insecta, Hymenoptera, Formicidae. Gene Ontology annotation, biological process: tubulin complex assembly; protein folding; microtubule-based process. The record is from RefSeq and is a predicted model, not a curated record. Gene Ontology annotation, cellular component: prefoldin complex; cytoplasm.